Molecule: messenger RNA, 3293 nt
Organism: Rhopilema esculentum
Lineage: Eukaryota; Metazoa; Cnidaria; Scyphozoa; Rhizostomeae; Rhizostomatidae
Biological process (GO): intracellular protein localization; receptor-mediated endocytosis
Cellular component (GO): apical plasma membrane; endocytic vesicle
Source: RefSeq, a predicted model, not a curated record
AACAAAUUCAGACCAUGUAUACAUCUGAAAUUUCCGACGAAAUUUUAUAAUGUCAAGUGGACACGCUUUAAGUUAGAAGAAAUAACGUCGAUAUGAAUUGUACAACAAAUUUGCAUUAAAUUCAAACAAAAUGUUUACAAUCACAUCAUAUAUUUUGUAUAAAUAGACGUUUGUCCCAUAUGGCGGGGCAUAGGUUCCAUUUUCCUUCCACAAAGUACCAGGGUCAGAAGUUUCUGCGAAGGAGAUGAUAGUUUCGAAUUUCAAAAGGGCCGAAAAUCUUGUGACGAUCAAGGAAGAGAGGAAACUGGAAAGAUGGCAAGAACUUUUUUCACAUUUAUUGCCUUUUUCUACGCACUCUUGAGUGUUCAUGUGGAUGCAUACUCCAAGAGAUGGAUUUGGUCAACUGACUGGAAUGACCCAAAUAACUGGGACAAACAGAGAUUGCCAUGCAGCCAGGAUACAAUUCAGCUUACUGAAGGAGUGAUAAUUGUCCGCAGGAAUACCUCUACAGGAAAUAUGGAAUUAUCAAAGAAUGGAGAGUUGGUGCUUGGGGAAAACACUGAAUUGUCUGUUGGAGGCUCGGUGAGCUCCUCUGGUGUAGACAAAAAUUGUCCAAAAGGAGAAUCUCUUCAAUUUAUUGGAAACAGAGCAAGAAAUUGGUUUAACCCACUUAACUGGAAAUUCACAGAAAAUGGAAAGAUAGCUUCUUGGUCUAAUGGUACUUUGUAUAUGGACAGAGUUCCUUGCAUCAAUGAUCAAGUUUAUUUUCCAGAGGGAGAUGCCUUCAAAGUUUCGUUGUCAAACAAGGCAGAGGUUGCAGAAAUUUUUCUUAGCAAAAAGUCUGUUGGAGACAUGUCAUCGUAUUUGUCCUCAAAUGAAGGCCGUCUAAGGUUUACAUUAUCAUCUGGUGGCAGUUUGACAGUAAGCAAGAACGUUUGCACACAGAAAUUUGGCUGUCCUUGCGGCUAUGCGAAUAUGAAAAAAAUGAUUUGCUCUUCAUUUGAAUGCCCUCCUACGUGCAAUAAUAAAGUCAAGCCAGAAGGAGAUUGCUGUGAAAGAUGUGGUUCACUGCUAAAGAUAAAACUUAACCAAAACUUUAAUUUAGGAGUUUGUCAAAGAUCCCUGCAAAACAAUUUAGUGAAAGGGGGUUUCAAUGGAGCCACACUUGUGAUUUCACCAAUAGCGGAAAACAAUGCUGUAGAAAGAGCACAGAUUCUUAUUACAGAUAAUGCCAAUGGAAGGGAUGUUGGAAGAGCAGCCGAUAUUACAGUCUCAUAUUUGCAAGCUGGGAAAGACAACGAUUGCAGUGUUUUGGAAGUGAAGAAGGACACAGAUUCUACUAGUGGUAAUACUGGAAAAAGCACAGGCUCGACACAAUCCUCCUCGACUGUUGCCUUGGCCGUCACGCUUACACUUGUUCUGGUCCUCAUUUUCCUGGCCGCUGGCUAUUUGUACUAUCGUAGGAAGAAUGGAUCACUGAUCUUCAGGAAGCAGGUAUUGCAUAAUGAAAUGGAUAUCACUGGCACAGAGCUUACCGAUACGCAGUUUUCUGGCACAGUUUUGGAUUAUGAUGACAAUGUUAUAGAAGUUCCAGGAAAAAGUGGUGCAUCGUUUGCAAACCCAAUGUAUGACGAGGCGAUACAUCCGGGACCUGCAGUAAUUGAGGCAAAUUCAGAUUCUCCUCACCUUGAGCCAGUCAAAGCCAAGCCAUUGCGUAAACAGAAAAAAGAAAAAUCAAGCAAGUUGUUUCCAAAGGGAAAAUCUAAACAAGGGAAGAAGGAAGAUGAAAAUGCCUUCGAAAACCCUGCCUAUUCCGUUUUCGGAAAAGACCUGGAUGAUUCCUUUGAUCAAACAUACAAUGUUCCGGUGCCGGAUGAUUCCGGCUUCAGCAACCCGGUAUACGGCGACAUUUAUCCUGAUAGCCCAACAGGUGAUAUUGAAGAGAUUCAAGGUAACCUGCCCCCGAGCUUCCUUGACAAAAUAGGGUUCUCCCCAGAUGACAUGGAUGAAGCCUUGAAUGAUGCCAAUCAAGUAAGCUCCAGCAAAGUUGCCCCAGAGGGCGUUUGCAUAGGCAUUAUGGAUGAUGAUCUUGAUUUUGGCUUUGGAGGAAAGGAGAGUCUGAAGCUUGAGGAUGUUUUCUGUUGUGAGAAACUCUUUUGUUUACAGUUUUGCACUUUUAUUUGAUUCUGAUUAAAUCUGAAUUUUAUUACGCUUUUUAUAACCAUAUGCAAGUCCAUUCCAGCUUGUGUUAAAUCUUGAUUCCCUAAAAGAUAAUUCCAAAUUCCAUUAAAUUUGUAUAGAAAUUGAGCUGUAUCUAAAGACAAAAUGGAAUGAGUUAGCACAGAUCAGCUCGUUAUGACGGGCUGCCAUUUCAUAGAUAUGUGCUAGCCAGUUUCAUCGUUGAACCUCUUGAAACCUGCAUUAUUGCAAAAGAUUUGGAAUUCCUUUUAGUGAUUUUGCUUUUUUGGUUCUACAAGCAUUUUCGCUCUUUUCAUUUGCAAGUCAUGAGCGGUUACGAAGGCAAGAAAAUACUUUGUUUUUCCCUGAUCGAAUAAUUGACCAUUAAAUUUCGACGCGAGCAAUCGAUGAAUAGAUAUUUUCUGUUGGAUAUUUCAAAUUGAUUCCCUCUAUUUCUCUGCCGGAAACGUGAUGAAAAGUCAAUUAUGAAUAAUUAGAAAAGGAAUCAUAUUUCACACUUCAAAUCUGGAAUGGCCUUGUGUACUCAGAUAUAGGCAUAGUCAACCUUGCAGAAGUCAAGUAUAGAUGCAAUGAAUCGUAAACAGUGAUCUUCAUAAAAAUACAGCCAUGCCUUUUAUAGAUGCCAAUCUCAUUUGGUUUUGUCACAGUUGCAAUUAAAGAAUUUUCCAAAACUGUAAUUCACGAAUCCCAGCUCGAAAUCCUUCCGUUACUCGAAUAAAGAACACUUUCACAGAUCAAGCUUUUAGUGAAGAAAACCAAGAAAAUGAUACACAAAAGAAUAUUUGAAUCGUAACUUCUUUGAUAAAUUCAAAGAAGCACUUUACAGAGGGGUGAUGGUGGAAGCUCGAAAUGGGUAAAAGAAGCAUAUACUUUCUUGCAUUUGCAAAUGACUUAAGUGAGGUUGACGGCAGUCCACAGGUAAUUGUGAUUCAGGUUUUCUAUAUUUUUAUAUCUACUGAUUUUCUACAAGAUAAUUCCUAUUUUUGUAAACAUUGGCAAGGCCAAAUUGAUUUUAGUAGCUAGAGCUAGUCUCUAAAGAUAGGUCAUGCUUUACCUGUAAUCGAGGCUAUUUGAUAUGAAAAGCACGAUCAAUA